This is a messenger RNA of Penicillium verrucosum, 477 nucleotides long. Its product is annotated as cyclic nucleotide-binding domain-containing protein. Bases 1 to 477 code for a protein of 158 amino acids. The transcript has a single exon. The record is from RefSeq and is a predicted model, not a curated record. Lineage: Eukaryota; Fungi; Ascomycota; Eurotiomycetes; Eurotiales; Aspergillaceae.
AUGAUGGCCUCCCCCGCCUGGUCCGCCAUGCGCCAACCACUCCCCCUCCUCCUCCAAACCUUCCAAGGCCUCUCAACCGAAAACGAAGACUUUUGGUUCCCCGCCUGCGCCUACUUCUCCCGCGAAUCAUACCCCGCCGGCACAGUCUUGUACCACGAAGGCGACGCCCCACGCGCCUUCUACCUCCUCGAGUCUGGCAUGUUGCGCGCUGGCUAUGACCUCCCACAGGGCCGCUACUUCGAGCUCAUUGUCGCUGGUCGACCGUGCGGCGAAUUGCCUUUCUUCAGUGAUACGCGCCGCACGGCGACGGUUAAGGCUGAGCGUGAUUGUGUGACUUGGUGUUUGACGGGAGUGCAGUGGAAAUCGAUGCAGGAGAAGGAGCCGCGCAUUGCCCGUGAGCUGUUGACUGUUAGCUUGAAGUUGACGACUGAACGCAUGGAUAGUAUUACCUCAUAUGUUUUGACGAUGGCGGCUUGA